AUGAAGACGGAAUCACAGACACAGUCCACGGGCGAAAACCCCAAUGAACAACUUCGUGUAGCAACCCUCGAGGAGCUACAAAACCUGCCAAAUGUGGCAGACAAAUUACCCGGGCGAGUGUGGCUGGCUUGCUUGAUUGCUGCCGCUGAACGAUUCAGCUUCUACGGUGUGCAGUCUAUGUUUCAUAUACGGAAAACAGAAAACUCAAUCCAAUACGGACUCAGCGAUAGAAUCCCCGGAGUUCUUGGCCUCGGCGAGGCAACAGCUACCCGGAUCAAUUAUGCAUUUACGACGAUUGUGUAUCUGCUGCCCAUGCUCACUGGCGCCGUUGCCGAUGGGUGGUGGGGAAGAUAUAGGAUGAUCAAAUGGUCAACUGGUGUUUACCUGAUUGGGCUGGCAACCAUGCUCCUCACAUCUAUCCCCCCAGCUAUGGAAGCAGGCGCUGGACCCGCUGGUUUCAUCACUGGGUUGGUAUUAAUUGCGAUUGGACUUGGCGGGUGUCAGUCGACCAUUGUUCCUUUUAUCGCGGACCAAUAUGACGAGGUCAGCUCUCGGAUUCAAGUCACACAAAAGGGCGAACGGGUGGUGAUAACCCGAGACCAAACACUUACCUAUAUCUAUAGCGUCUACUUUUGGAUGCUCAAUGUUGGCUCUCUGAGUAGUAUCGCCACCACCGUCUUGGAAGAGAAGGUUGGUUUCUGGGCAGCAUACAUAGUGUCGUUCACUUGCAUGUUGUUGUCGGUUAUUCUACUGCAGAUUGGCGAUAAGACAUUUGUACAAACCCCACCCUCUGGAACAGUGCUCCCAACUGCAUGCAAAGUCGUGGGCUGUUCAAUUAAGAAUGGAUUCAAACUAAAGGCAUCAUCUCCGGCGUAUCAAAAAGCAGUUUAUAACCAAACCGUCCCAUGGACCGAGGAAUUUCACGCUGGGAUCUGCUCAGGUUUCAAGGCUGUCAAAGUCUGCUGUGCUUGGCCAGCCCUUUGGCUCUGCAUUGGCCAAGCCUCUAGCAACGGCAUAUCCCAAGCUGCCCAGAUGCAAACAAUGGGCAUCCCCAAUGACGCCAUCAAAACAAGUAAUGCAAUCGCCCUUGUCAUUCUCGGAAUAGCAGUCCAAAAGGUAUUAUAUCCAGCCUUGGAAAGGCGCAAAAUCCAAUUCAAGCCGAUGGCCCGCAUCACCGUUGGAUUGCUGUUCAUGACCCUAGGCCUUGCAUACGGAACCGCUGUGCAGGCGAUGAUCUACCACGCGGGACCUUGUUAUCAGUACCCGACAGAGUGUGAAGCCUCGGACCAUAGACUUCCUAACCAUGUGAAUGUCUUCGUCACUCUACCAAUGUAUGUGCUGAUCGCCCUAGCGGAGAUCUUUGCAUUCAUUACGGGGAAUGAAUACGCCUACAAGCAGGCCCCGAAGGAUAUGAAGAGCGUGGUUCAGUCUAUAUAUGCACUUAUGACCGCAAUUGGUUCGAUUCUCGGAAUUGCUUUCUCUCCGUUGUCUCACAAUCCCCUCCUGCUUGUGAGCUGGGGUUUGGUGACGGGAAUUAUGUUUGUGGUAACUUGCCUCUUUUGGGUGAUCUUCCACAAGUACGACAGAAGAUAA
Penicillium concentricum is the source of this 1593-nucleotide messenger RNA. RefSeq names its product oligopeptide transporter. Lineage: Eukaryota; Fungi; Ascomycota; Eurotiomycetes; Eurotiales; Aspergillaceae. Gene Ontology annotation, biological process: transmembrane transport. The coding region runs from base 1 to 1593 and encodes 530 amino acids. The transcript is spliced from 7 exons. Gene Ontology annotation, molecular function: tripeptide transmembrane transporter activity; dipeptide transmembrane transporter activity. Gene Ontology annotation, cellular component: plasma membrane; fungal-type vacuole. The record is from RefSeq and is a predicted model, not a curated record.